Molecule: messenger RNA, 2090 nt
Organism: Aethina tumida (small hive beetle)
Lineage: Eukaryota; Metazoa; Arthropoda; Insecta; Coleoptera; Nitidulidae
Product: calcitonin receptor-like
Exons: 10
Coding region: 402-1625 (407 amino acids)
Biological process (GO): adenylate cyclase-modulating G protein-coupled receptor signaling pathway; cell surface receptor signaling pathway
Cellular component (GO): plasma membrane
Molecular function (GO): G protein-coupled peptide receptor activity
Source: RefSeq, a predicted model, not a curated record
GCAUUAGAGCGCGAUACCUUCGCACCACAGGAUCAUCAAUUCCCCACGAGGCGAAGUCCAAAAAUCAGGCACGCACUUCGACAACUUGUUGCUCCGGGUGUACAGAAUCGACAAGGGGCCGGGAUUUAAUUAAUUCGGAGACUGGAAAAUUAAAACGUGACGUGGGUCCCGUGUUGCCUCACCUGAAUCUUAUUUGCCGUGGAAGUGUGCGUUUGAUAUUGCCGAGACUAAUAAAUAAAUAUUUGAUUUUUAUGAAUAUCGUAAAUUUAGUGGUUAAUUACUGCGAAUCGGGCACAGUUGGUUAAGUUGCGCAGUCGGUGUUCCAUCAAGGUUUAUACGUGUGAAAGGGGAAACAUGCGAGACACUUUGUAUCGACAAAAGUGAAUUUUAACUGAACUGAGAUGGCUAUUAACAAUUAUGACACACACUUCCGGAGUUUGUCCAAUACCUCUUGCGAAAGCAAUUACACUAAACCUGGAUACUGCCCGCAAAUUCACGAUAAGGUUUUAUGUUGGCCAGAAGCUCCCGCAGGAUCAACAUUAAACCAAACAUGUCCCUAUGGAAAACCAAUGUUAGCAUUUAAGGAAUGUCUACCGAACGGAACAUGGUUUAAAAAAGACAACAGGACAUGGACGAAUUAUACGCAAUGCAUCGACGACGAUUUCGUAGAUUUCCUGACUUUCAUUAACAAUCUACAUAUUAUCGGAUAUUCCGUUUCGCUGGCAGCCCUUUUGAUUUCCCUGUGGAUAUUUAUUACAUUCAGGUCACUACGUUGUACCCGGAUCAAAAUCCAUAUACAGUUGUUUAUUUCCAUCGCACUGAACAAUAUUGCCUGGAUAAUUCAAUGUGAGGUUGUAAUCCCUGACAAUGACACCCAUAAAGAUAAUCCUAUUUGGUGUCAAGCAUUGCAUAUUAUAAAUCAGUACAUCAUGUUGACAACUUACAUGUGGAUGUUUUGCGAAGGAUUAAACUUACAUUUGUCUUUGGCGGUUGUUUUUAUACGGGAGGAGGUGACGAUGAAGUGGUUUUUAGCUAUUGGAUGGGGAGUUCCAUUGAUUUUCGUUAAAAUUUAUAGUCUCUAUCGAAUUUAUGGCACAAAGGAAACAUCAAGAUGCUGGAUGGAGGAUAGCAAUGCACGACUUAUCUUAACUAUACCUGUUAUAAUAUCUUUAAUUGCAUCUCUAUUUUUCCUCAUAAAUGUUUUGAGAGUGAUCUUGACAAUAAUGCACCCGAAUUCACCAACUCCCGCUCCAAUGAGCGCCCGCAGGGCAGUCAGGGCGGCUCUGAUUCUAAUCCCGCUCUUCGGCAUCCAUUACUUCUUGCUACCUUACACGCCGGGCUACGGGGAUCCGUAUCAGCGGGUUUACUUGUACAUUUCCGCGAUCAUCAUUCCAUAUCAGGGUCUCUGCGUAUCUUGCAUCUUUUGUUUCGCCAACCACGAAGUCCAUCAGACAAUCCGGUCGUUCAUCCAGAGGCGAAUUUACCAGGAUUCCAGAUGGAGCAACUACCAAUAUACGGGGGCGGCGGACAGUGCGGCCGUUUAUGUGGUCAACGGCAACAGUCAGUCGAAUAGCGUGCCUCUAAUGUCGUUAAGGAGAAAAUCCACGGCGACAGUUAAGUUGUGAGAAGGUCCAAAAGAGCAUCGAACUACGUCCAAUUACAAUAUAUGUGUUAAAACAUAUUAUGUCUAUAUGUUAAUAAUAUUUAUCUAAUGUGUACUUAUUAUUAUAAGAAUUAUAAAUGUUCUGUAAUCUGUCACAUUUUACAUUUACUUUUGAUUCGUUGGUUUUUCUGUCACUCAUAUAACAUGUAAUAAAUCGCGAUUCACAAUUUAUCGGUGGUCAUUAAAAGUGAAUGUUAAUGUCAUAGAUUUAGCCAUAAAGAUUUUAUAAAUGUAGUAAAAUAAUUGUGAGGUUUAACGCUGGCAACCGUACAACUUUAUAGCCUGUUUUAUAUUUUUGUAAGCUAAUGAAUUUUAUAGUAAAUAUCGACUGAAGUGUAUUUUAUUUUAUUAGUAUUUUAUCAUGAGUUUUGUGAUACGCUUGAUCUGUGUUUUGGUUUGCGAUUACAAUAAACAUAUUAUAAAACUG